Molecule: messenger RNA, 438 nt
Organism: Lodderomyces pseudojiufengensis
Lineage: Eukaryota; Fungi; Ascomycota; Pichiomycetes; Serinales; Debaryomycetaceae
Exons: 1
Coding region: 1-438 (145 amino acids)
Source: RefSeq, a predicted model, not a curated record
AUGUCCGAUUCAGUUGCUAAUGAUUUGAAAUCCAACAGAACCAAAAGAGCUAAAGGUAGAGGUAAAAAAAGAGCUUCUGUUAAUCAAGAUCCGACUUUAGAGAAUUCUUCAAAAGAAAAAAUAGGCCAUAGGAAUGACAUGAAAGAGAAAAUUAAACAAGAAAAGAAACCAGAAAACGAAAAAGAGAACAAAAAAUUCGAAAUAACUUUGCUGAAUCAUAAGAUUGCUGAACCACGUAAACUGUUCAUAAAUAAAUCAUGUAUUCCUCAUGAAUAUGCUCAACUAUCAGAAAAUUUGAAUUAUGACAAUUUGGUGGUUAUAACUAGGGAGCAAAAUGACGGAGAAAAAUUUUCCUUCAUUCCUCCAAUCGCAUUAGAGUCCGGUGAAAUUAUUCCUAAAAAAGAAUUCAGCAAGAUUACAACCGAUCGUAAGGAAUAG